UGUCAACUGGUAUACACUUAAAUAAACUCGAUGAAGAAGAAUGUGACUUAAGGAUCGCUGACUCAAUAAGUUUAUGAUCAGUCACUGCACAGUUCAAUAUCACAAACUGACAAACCAGAGAGUUGUAUAUCACUACACAGAGUUGGAUAUCACUAUACAACAGCCCAAACAAUUGGAUACCACUAUGUGACAACCCCCAAAGAUUUCAAGCUAAGAAAACUACACUGGGAAAACCAUGAAGCUGAAGAAACCAUUUUUUAAAAGAAUUUCUGGAACUAAAAUACUAGGACUACUCCUUAUACAAUCGGUGGUCUUGAUAUAUAUAUCCUUGUUUCUGGAAACUCGUUGCUCAAAUAAACAGUAUUCUUCACUUAGGAAUCUCAGUCAGAGAUGCGUUAAAAAUAAUUUUUCCCAAAAAAUAAAUAUCACCAUGGAAACUGAACAUAAAUCAAAAAAAGACACAUAUUAUGACAUAAGUUCAGAAUUCAAUGAAACAAAGCGACUGCUCGUACCAAAUAUUGUUCAUUACAUAUGGAUGCAAAGUUCAGAUACAAUUGUUCCAAAAAAGCUUACAUUUACUUUUCUAAAUGCUUUAAGUUUCUUAAGUGUUCAUAAACACUGGAAGCCUGAAACAAUUUAUCUCCAUGGCAACGUUCUACCAACAGGAAACUGGUGGGAAACAGUGAGAAAUAAUGUCACAAAUAUUGUUCACGUUUAUCAUGAUGAACGUCCUACCAUAUAUGGUAAUAAGGUUCGCUAUAAGGAACAUAUGGCAGAUAUUCUGAGGCUGGAAAUACUACAAGAAUAUGGUGGCGUGUAUAUUGAUACAGAUGUGAUCGCAAUUCAGAGUUACGAGCCUUUACUGAAGUAUGAUGUCACACUACCAAGGGACAGUGAAGACCAACUUGCAAACGGAAUCAUCUUUGCAAAACCACAUGCUCCAUUUUUGAAAAUCUGGCAUGAAACUUAUAAAACAUAUAGCAAAUGGAAAAAAGGUACAAAUGCAUGGGCGUUUCAUUCGGUUCAAACUCCAUAUAAACUCUCAAAGAUAUUUCCACAUUUGGUACAUAUAGAGGGAUCAUCUCUGAUUGGGCCAAGGUGGUAUGAACCACAUAAGUUAUUCAAAGGUCAAUACAGAUGGAUGGACAAUUUCAGCAUACAUGUGUGGAAGGGAAAAUCUGUAGUACCUCCAGAACCUGGACUUAUAUCUAAUCUACCAGAUCAAUCCACCCUACAAGAAGUCAUGGAGUAUAUCUGGUAUGAUAGGCUUCCCAAGGAGCACAACUACACAUAUAAUGAUGUUAAAGGAAAAGACGUACCUACUGAUAAGAAAAUCAACAUUCAACUUGUUCCAUUCAUCUCAAAUAAGACACAAAAUUUGACAUACGAAAACUAGA
Messenger RNA from Owenia fusiformis, 1397 nucleotides. NCBI's taxonomy places the organism in Eukaryota, Metazoa, Annelida, Polychaeta, Sabellida, Oweniidae. The record is from the annotation of a GenBank genome assembly.